AUUUCUUUACUUCUUCCUUUUUCGCGUGUAUUUGUUCUUUCUUCCUUCCCCAAAUAGGGAACCACUUGUCACUAGUUUUUGUUAAGAAAAGGCUUGGAGGAAGUGAGAGAGAUGGCUGGUUGGGCGGCCAAGAAUUCUGUGGUGGUUCUGCUGGCAGCAUGUGCAUAUGCAAUAAAGUUAAUGGCAUCCGCUUCUCCCUCGAUGGAGGAUGGUUUUGAGAGCUGUGAGAAUAUUGUCCAGAGUUGGGCAGAUUCAUCUUAUGCUUCUGAUGAUGAGAUCGAAGCAAAGCAAUUAAGGAGCUUACACGACUUCCUUUUCUUCCUCCAUGUACCCAGAACUGGGGGAUUUGCAUUAACAAAAUGCCUUCUCAUGCAGCUCUAUCAUGACAAAGUCUGCCCCAUCACAUGUGACAUGCAAGGGUGGGAUUCAAGAAAACCAAAGUGCAGAGUGCAUAAUGCACAUGGUGACUAUAGCCUGCUGUCCAAAUUGCCAAAGAAAAGGACUUCAGUGGUGACUAUGGUGCGCCACCCGCUGGAUCGAGUGAUCAGCAUAUAUGAGUUGUCCACAGUAAGGGCGGCUAGGUAUCUGCUUUAUCCAAACAUGACUUCGGCCACGGAAGCGGCAGAAAGACAAUGCUAUGAGCGGCCUCAUGAUGUGUGUCUCUUGGAUAUGUGGCCGUUUAAGCAUUUGAUGCCAAGGUUGGCAGUGGAGCUUUUUGCAAGGAGGGAUGCUAGGAGAAAUCAAAGCAUGAUGAGUGAAGAGAUAAACCCAUACAACAUAAACCAAAUUGCCAUGCCAUUACAUGAUUUUGUCAAUGAUCCACUUGUCCAUGAGCUGGUACAUAAUGCCAUAACUUUGCAGGUAGCAGGAUUGACAGAGAAAUCUUGUUUAGAAGAGUCGCAUGCAAUUCGCCAUUGCCUAAGAAUGCACCCCUCACUCGGCAAUUAUGUAUGUGAUGUUGCAAAGAAAAGGUUGGACAAAAUGUUCUUCGUUGGCCUCACGGAAAAACACAGAGAGUCAAUGGAAAUGUUUGCACAAAGUAUUGAAGUUGAGCUACAAUCACUCACAACAACAUCUCAAGGUAAUGACGCAUCGGACAAUGACACAGAAAAAAACUCUUCACUUACUGAUGUUGAGAUUGAAAAGUUCAAUAUCCAGCAGAAUCUCUUUACUGCAAAAUACGGACAAAAGUUCCUGUUAGGGAAUCCCAAUACAUCGAAUGGAAAUAUGACUGUUGAAAAAUUGAUGGAGGCUUAUGAUGCAUGUGCGCCCAGACUACAAGAACUUCGAACUUUCGAGUAUACACAUUUUUUGAAGGAAGUUUAUCCUAUCAAUUUCUCAAAGAAGGCACGCAAACAAAUCCAAGAUAGUAUCAUUCAACAGAUAUUAUUGUUUAACAAACUUGACAUAGAGCUUCACAAGCAUGCCGAGGCCAUUUUCAAACAACAGCAUGAACGUUUGAAACAAAGAUUAAACAAAGUGGUGAGCCAAAAGGUUAGCAGCACAAGCAAUUGGUUGUCUAAAAAGGUUGUUGCUGGUACAGUACUUCUAAGCAUUCUUGCUCUCCUCCUUUACGCACAACAGGCACGUUCAAAGCUCAAGGAUAAUUAAUCAUCCUUCUAUUUCAGAUGCCGAAGACCAUAAGUUUCUUGUUAUAUACUUUUGGCUCUCUAAGGUGCUUAAGGUUAUUAGGUCUAAUGACCGAUAUUGGAACCUGAUUUUGGUU
Molecule: messenger RNA, 1726 nt
Organism: Nymphaea colorata (pocket water lily)
Lineage: Eukaryota; Viridiplantae; Streptophyta; Magnoliopsida; Nymphaeales; Nymphaeaceae
Product: protein-tyrosine sulfotransferase-like
Exons: 13
Coding region: 112-1611 (499 amino acids)
Cellular component (GO): membrane
Molecular function (GO): heparan sulfate 6-sulfotransferase activity
Source: RefSeq, a predicted model, not a curated record